This is a messenger RNA of Acanthosepion pharaonis, 726 nucleotides long. Lineage: Eukaryota; Metazoa; Mollusca; Cephalopoda; Sepiida; Sepiidae. The record is from the annotation of a GenBank genome assembly.
AUGGAGGCAGCAGACACGGCGAUGUUGGUGUCCACCACUGACAAGAUCAUAACAGCGGCUGUUGGGGUCAACACUAGGAUGACCAACGUAUCUGGGACCACGAUCACUAGCCACGCUCUAACCACUUCCACGAACAAGGCGUCAACAAUCAUACCGUCAUCGUCGGCUUCAAUAAUGACGUCUUCUACAAACACUGGCCCGAGUUCGGCUAUCACCAAGGCAUCAACUCUCAAGUUUUCAAUUUCAUCCAUUCUUGAACUUAAUGAAGAAGCUAGUCCUAAACCAAUUUUUAACAAACUGAAUCUAUCUAUCUAUCUAUCUAUCUAUCUAUCUAUCUAUCUAUCUAUCAUACUUUUGAUAUUUAUUCUCAAUUGCAUUCAUCUUGUCUUCUCUUGCGUCAUCUUUAUUGUAAAUUAUCUAAUCAAAUGCGCGUCUUCUAAAUUAUGUCAUAUCUAUCUAUCUAUCUAUCUAUCUAUCUAUCUAUCUAUCUAUCUAUCUAUCUAUCUAUCUAUCUAUUUUCUUUCUCUAUCUAUUCAUAAACUUUUCCUAUUUGUUCUUUAUCUUAUCAUUCGGUUGGAUUCUGAUUUAUAUUUGAUCCAAUCUAUCUAUCUAUCUAUCUAUCUAUCUAUCUAUCUAUCUAUCUAUCUAUCUAUCUAUCUUUCAUUUCUAUCUAUCUAUCUAUCUAUCUAUCUAUCUAUCUAUAAUAAUUAUCUAUUAAAACAAUGA